UCUGGAUAUUUCAGCAGGGAAUCUCGCUGGAUCAGAGUCUGGCAUUCUGUAUAAUGACCCGCGUACUAGUUUUCCUAUUGCCCACAGCUGCUUGACCAUGCAAUUGGACGAAGAAGACGUUGAGUCGGGCUUUUCCUUAUCCCUUCUCCCCGGAUUUGAUCUCAACGCAACAAAAGGACAUCUUCAAGGGCUGUUUGGAGCUGCGACGAUGUCCACAAGUCAAGACUUGCGCCGGAGCUCGUCGUUUUACGAUUGGCGCGUGCCAUACGAAAUCGAUUGGAAGUCAUCUAAAGCAACGGACCUACGACCGAAAAAGUGGCCCCGCCACACCGUUUUCACACGUGCCGCAGAGCGUGCCGCAUUUUUGAAAGGAAUGACCACGCGGAAGCCGGAAAUUGACGGGGAAAUAAACGCCGAGAAGCAAAAUGAGAAGACGGCAAAAAUUCUCCAGAAAGGCGAUCCCAUGCCGACCGCACUCGCGACUACUACUUUCCACAUCGGCACUAGAGCACACGCGGCGGGGGCUUCCACUGUGUUUAUGAAUGACACGACACAGGCCGGCGCGCUCCGGGUAGUCAAGCACGGGCACUGCACGGCGCGGGUAUCGCCCGACGGAAAAUUUUCGUAUCAGCAAUGUGCCGAAGAUCAUCCGAUAACUUUCGGAGAAACUGGGCGAGAAGACGAGAAUACAGCUUUUUUCCACACGCUGCUGGAUGACGAACAAUCUCCCAGAUCUUCCCACAUGAUCGAGCUGGGCGGAGGUUCUGCCGAUGGCCCCGUGCUGCUGAAAACGUUUCCGAUUGAGCGAGCGCCAGCUUUGGCUGCUUCUCUGGAAGACAGUCUCCACUUCUGUCGCACACAACUUCUGCAUCCCGCCCAGUUCCUUGCUGCCGGGUAUGGCUCUUGUCACCGCAGUAGGACGUACGAAGACUGCGGGGAACAGCGGCACCAUGGUGGAAACUCAGCCUUUAUUGUACUUCCAAGAACGGAAGGAGGAGGGGCGUCAUCUGGUCGCGACAUUUUCACCGUCAUGCGCGUUCUCGGAUGCGGCGUCGGGCAGUUCAUUUUCGAUGAUUCUUCGAGUCAAGAAUCUUUGCCGAUAGAUACAACUGAGUAUCCAUCAACAAGAAGUUCUCCGACGCCGCCACUCUCAAGACCAACAGUUCGCGCUUACGUCCUGAUGCGACAGUACAAGCGUGCUGUGCCUUUGCGGGACCUCGUCGCGGAACUUGCGGACGGGAUAAGCAACAUUGUGUUUCGGGAAGAGACCGACGAGCAAGCCACACAGAUUGACGCCGAGGUGGCCGGAAAAACGAAAAGCGCGGCGGUGAUUCUUUUCCGUGUGGUGAACUUUCUUGCUCGGCUGAUGGCGCAAGUGCUGUCCGCGCUGCAAUUUCUUGCCGACCACAAUCGGGCGCAUUGCGAUGUUUCCAUGGGAAACGUUUUGGUGGAAGUUGCAAUGUCGAGCGAAGACGAUUCCGAAGGCGACGGGCAGGAUCACGUAAUUAUAGGCGAAAAUGCUGGUCUUCGAGGUGGUUCCAAUUUGGAAGCAGCAGCGUCCCACGUGUCGGCAAGAAUAUUAGAUGGAAGCCUCGUCCUGAAUGCUAAUGAACCUUUAGGAGACCACGUCGACGCAGGAGCGUGGGCAUGGUGUAGGCUACCAGGCAGGAGACGGGCAGGCGAUAGUGCAGAUUCUGGAGACGACCUCCAAUCGAGCCAGGUCGUGCCAUGUCUCGAAAGCCCGAGCGACCGACUUUCUUCUACACCACCUGUGGCUCCUGCAGAGGCGCCAUCCGGAGGUGCGGGGCAAUCUGCUUCAGAGGUGAUUAAGCAGCACUUUCCACGACUCGCAGUGCAUUUGAUUGACCUUGACCGCAUGGCAGCGUGUAGUUUCUACAAUCGCAAGCAGGCAGUGAGAGACAUUCACCGGGCGAGCAAAAUCUUCUUCUUCCUGUUUCACAAGCUCCUUGCGCCGCUGUUGAACCACCCGAAACUCCUUUCAGCAAGAAGCUCGGUCUUCUCUCCGCCGGUCCUGCCGCGUUACAAAGCGGAUAGAACUUUAAUACGCUUGAAGGCGAGGAGGAGGAGGAAGAUGAAGCAGAGGGACCGCGGCGCCGAGAGCAGGGCUGCCUCGAUCGGCAUCACAAUCACACCAGGCGGCGUCAGCGAGCACCCCCAUCUUGAACUGCCGCGUUUGAGUGCGCCGUUCAGAUUCUUCAUGUCCCGGAGCUUGGGCGACUUUUACCCUGAUGGAAGAGAUCCGACCCAGACCGAAAAGACGCGCACCAAAAUGCCGCAAUUCGACAUCGCGUUCUUGAGUCGCAUGCCCAUCAUUCCUGGCUUGGCUCUGUACGACUUCGGAAUCAGGCCGAGAAUCGAUCUGCGCGAGGACCAAGAAGAAGGCAAAAGUGUUGGCUCUGCUGCAAACUCUGCUGGUGGAAAUAAACGUUUGCAGUUUGCGCUCGCGGUGCACGCUGCGGGGGACCUGUUUGACGUGAUGGCGCCGCUCGGCAGAGCGGCACAGGCUUUGUUCGACACUAUCGACGACCUCGAUCACGCCAGGGAAGCACGUCAGGAGGAAGAGUUGCUGGAAGCUCGGAGGGUCCAAAUGCUGAACGCGAUGAGGCAAACAUUAGACAAGCUGAACGACCCAGCGCAACUCUUCCGGGCGCAGCGACUUUUCCGAAUUCGCCCCCCAGGGGCGACUAAAGACGAGCGUUCCGCUGCGGAAAAGGACACCAACAAGAACAGCGACGCUCGCUCGGCCCACCUCGUUCGCAACGUGGUUGUGGACUCAGGCUUGCUCGACCUCUCGUCGGCUUCGAGACCAAAUUCGGUAACUUCAAGUGUGGAGUUAAGAGCGAUGCUCGAGAGUACUGCCACCGCAUCUGGAAGCGCAACUCGUCCUCGCGUACCUUUCUACGUCGCCGCACCCCCGUGGGCAAUUGAUCACGACCCGGCGGUGAUGUCGUCUUCACCGUUGACCUCACAGGAAAAUGUUUUUGCGUCACGAGCUGCUACAACAACCUCCUCCCCGUGGCUGCACGCCGUAAUUGUGUGGCCGCAUGGUAUGGUCCAGAACUUCGGAGAUAUUCUGUACGCGCUGUGUAUCUACAAAGCUUGAAGGAGAUCGGCAACUCGGAACGACGGAAGGUUGUUUUGCAUGGUUGCCACUCUGAAUGAAUUGCAAGCAGCUUGCCCUGUUUGUGUAGGAAUGCGUAAAACAGUAAACAGUUCGGAGACGAUGACGAGCCAGGGUCCCGAAAGGUGUGCCUUUGGCUUGCUCAGUCCUGGCAGACAGAUUUGCGUGCAGUGUCAGUGAAAAAAUUCAUUACAAAGGAAGCCGUUGGUUCCAUUUUGUCCCCUUUCCACCUGGCGCUAGCAUACUGUCCAACCUCGCCAUAAGAAGAAAUCCUCCGAUGGAGAUUGUUGGGGUGAAGAUUUUGCGCCGCUUCCAAGAAGAUUUCUACAAACCAAGUGAUGCCGUAGGAAACACUGAUGAGGCAGAAACAGACGGGGAUCUCACCGCGUUUGUGAAUGAAGUGUAUCGUGACCAUAUGAACGACAAAACCUCGGAAAAAAAGCACAUUGCCCGGAAAAUUGAAAAGAUCAAAAACCACUGCAAGAAGGACCUCGACUUUUUAGAAGCAAAUAAAAGUACACGACUGGCCGCAGGCUUGCAUGGGGACGAAAAAAAGGAAGAGACUGGAAUAGAGCCCGGCGCGGUUCUGGGGACGAGGACAACCUGCGAUCGUGUGGGGUUGAUUCUGGUGCGGGACCGGUAUGUAGAGCGGGCCAUCUCGUCCUCCUCCUCUUCCACAAACGACAGCAUGAAGGACGAUACGAAGAAUCAGCGCGUCCUUGACUUCAAGGCCCUACUCCGCAUUGCGUAUGGACGAAAUCUGUUUCACGUAACGGACUCGCCACGAGAACUGGACCAGAAAUGGAAAUACCUCGCGGCCACAGUGCAAGAAGAUGGUGGAGGAGCAAGCGGUGACGACAAGAAAACUGUUGACGCAAGCUGGUCAACAAGAAAUCUGAAAAUUCCUCCGUCCGGAAUCGAUCCUGCAUCAGGCGGGUGGUAUCACUUUUUGGUGCUCUAUAUGCAAGCGGCAGUUCUUGGUAGUGUUAUUCCUGUCAGGCCCACAAGUCAUUGAUUGCAUUGCAUCAGACUCACUGCGAAAAAGUCUCGAUUUGCAGCAGACUUUUCUCCGACUCAGUCUUCAAUCAGGACCAGGGUCUGCAUGUCCUGCUCCGUAGCAGAAGAGCUCUUCGCGCGGCCUUUUUUUGCAAACUUGUGGACUCCUGAGAAGAACAUUUGGAUCUUUUGGAAUCUUUUAUACUGCGGCCGCAAGGAAUGGAGCAUCUGGAGAGGGUCCGGGAGAUCAUCGCCUCAACAGGAGAUCUCCGCAUUCUGGGCAUGCGGAGGGUCCAGUUCUUCAAACAUGGAACCAAUAAUAAGCAGGAACACGACCAGGACCAGGAGCACGACGAAGAUGUGUUAUUGCCCACCGCUUGUGCCAGCAGAGCUCGGGCCGGCAUUCUGGAGUUCAUGCAGACGAUCUACCACAAUCACAUGCUCCCGCGCAACGACGACGAGCGGUUUCACGAGUGGCGACACAUCAACCACAAAGGCAACGCGAUCGCGGACUGGGUUGAAGCGAGAAGAAGUAGUAGAGAAACGAAUGUGCAGCUCCGCCCCCAUGAUGAUCUUCACCAGGUUCCCGCACCGCUUUCCUCUUUUUGCGAGCAACAAGAAGAGGAAGCGGAAAUGAGUGAGGCGAAAAAGCAAAGCAAAGAAACUGCUCCUGAAGUAAGUAUGUCAACAAGUGGACUUAGUAAAAAUGAUAGCGCCCCUCCUGCUGGCGCUUCUCCUUCACCCCCUGCUGCUCCUUUUUUCUCCUACAAAACAUUGCUAUUCCUUCUCUUCGACCCGUCGCCGGUAAUCGGCGAAUCGCGGCGUAUUUUUGGAAAAGGAAGGAUAAACGACAACGUCGACGGGCUGAAGGGCGUGAUCAGAAAAGAGUUCGACGGGAAAAAUAAUCUGGUGCAUACCACCGAUUCGCCCGAGGAGUUUGCCACACGGUAUGAACAAGUUUUGCAAUGGACGCUAAAAUGAAUGACGAUGACGACAAAGUCGAAGGAAUCGACGAGCAGGUAAAUAACGACGAGGAAAACGACGACUAUAAAGUGAACGACCGCAUCAAAGUAAACGACGACAAAAAAUGUAAACGACGACAAAGUGAACGACGACAAAAUAAAGGAAACUACAGAAAAGUGAACGAUGACAAAGUUAACGACUACAAAGUGAACGACGACCAAGUGUAUGUGAUGUAAGUGAACGACCACAAAGUGAAUGACGAUGACGUAACCAGCGACAGGGUACACUACGACGAAGUUGUGAGGGAUGAUCUGUAGCAAAGUGGAUGUCUGUGUAGAAGUGCAGGGGGCGGAUCCGCUUGUAAUUUAUUGUCCCCGACGAAGAGGAAGAAGUCGCACGAUAUAUCGCUAUGAGUGUGAUCACCUUGGUCGAAGAUUUGGCAUUUGAAAAAUGAUCGUGUACAAUGUACUUCGUAUGUUUUUAAAGCAAUCAUGUUGACUGCUCGCGUAUGCCAGUGGUAUGUAGUGAGGUCACCGAACGGUUCUAACCGGGGAGUUUUUUUUGACACCCAG
Amoebophrya sp. A120 is the source of this 5673-nucleotide messenger RNA. The record is from the annotation of a GenBank genome assembly. Lineage: Eukaryota; Dinophyceae; Syndiniales; Amoebophryaceae.